AUGAAGGUGGCUGUUCUGUGUUUAUGCCUUAUCAGCGUCACUGUGGCAUGGCCAGUGAGUAAAUCCAAGCAGCAUGCCAUUUCUGCCAGCUCUGAAGAAAAAUAUGACCCCAGAGGCCGUCACUCAUAUAGAUAUCACCACCACCAUGUGAAUUCUCAGUCUUGGGAGAGUCUGCACCCACAGAAUGACCUGGCGUCACCUCAGCAGACUCUUUACUCUUCAGAAGAAAGCAUGGAUGUCCCAGUACAACCGCACUUUCCUGAUGUAUCAAGCAAGAGCCAUGAAGAUGUGGAUGAUGACGACGAUGAUAAUGAUUCCAAUGACACAGAUGAAUCUGAUGAGAUUGUCACGAGUUUUCCCACAGAUAUUCCAGUAACGGUACCCUUUCCUCCUUUCACCCGGGGAGACAAUGCCGGCAGAGGUGACAGCGUGGCCUACAGGGCAAGGGCAAAAGCCACAGUGGUGAAGUCUAGCAAACUCAACAAAGCUGCGAAAAAGCUUGCUGUGUAUGAUGCCACUGAAGAGGAUAAGAGUGCGCUGGAUGCAGACAGCCAGCAAGCAGGGCUCUCCCGGGAGGAUCCUGCUGCCCACCACUCCCUGGGGAAGCAUGCCAUCAGCGGGGAAUGGGCUGACAAGAGCCACGGGCAGGACAGCAGCGAGCUGGACAGCAAGCAGCAUGACCGGAGCAUGGAAAACGACAGCCGGCAGAAAUUUGAUAGCCAUGAGGCGGAAAGAGAUGACAGCAAGGCUGGUGUCAGAGGGGAUAGCCACCAGAGCAUGGAAAGCAGGGAGAGCCAGGUCCACGUUUCAGCUGAGAUCCCUGAUGAUAACAGCAAUCAAACGUUGGAGAGUGCCGAGGACGCUCAAGAUCAUCACAGCAUCGAAAAUAAUGAAGUCACCCUUUAA
This is a messenger RNA of Fulmarus glacialis (Northern fulmar), 906 nucleotides long. RefSeq names its product secreted phosphoprotein 1 (gene SPP1). The record is from RefSeq and is a predicted model, not a curated record. Gene Ontology annotation, biological process: cell adhesion; positive regulation of bone resorption; ossification. Bases 1 to 906 code for a protein of 301 amino acids. NCBI's taxonomy places the organism in Eukaryota, Metazoa, Chordata, Aves, Procellariiformes, Procellariidae. Gene Ontology annotation, molecular function: extracellular matrix binding. The transcript has 6 exons.